This is a messenger RNA of Cottoperca gobio, 1651 nucleotides long. It is a transcript of the gene bkgd, whose product is annotated as chromosome 14 C11orf54 homolog. Bases 59 to 1084 code for a protein of 341 amino acids. Gene Ontology annotation, molecular function: hydrolase activity, acting on ester bonds; zinc ion binding. Lineage: Eukaryota; Metazoa; Chordata; Actinopteri; Perciformes; Bovichtidae. Gene Ontology annotation, cellular component: nucleus. The transcript is spliced from 8 exons. The record is from RefSeq and is a predicted model, not a curated record.
GGGAUAGAAAUGAUCUUGUUAGUAUUUACUCUUUGGUUGGCGUUUAACUGUGCAGUAGAUGUGCUUGCUCCACUUUUCCUGCGCCGCUGACAGUCUGCAGGUUCUUUUAGCUUCCAGUGCAGUUAUGGCAGAUAUUAGCAACACCGAAAAGGUCCAGCUGCACGCCCCAGAUUUAGAGGAACUGUCUGGUGUAUUACAAGCAGGACUGGAAGGCAACUUUGCUGAAGUUCAAGUGAGUGUUGUGGAGUGUCCAGAUCUCACCAAAGAGCCCUUCCAGUUUCCUGUCAAAGGCUUGUGUGGAAAGCCUCGCAUCACUGAUGUUGGUGGUGUACCGUACCUGGUCCCCUUGGUCCAGAAGCACAAGGAAUACAACAUGAACAACAUAUCGAAGGAGCUGGAGCUGCCAGGAGCCUUCGUCCUCGGCGCAGCGGCUGCUCCCUCCAGAAUUGUUGGAAUGAAUGCAGAGCUGAUUCCUCUGGUUCUGACCGAAGCGGAGGGAAGGCCUGCAGUGAACAGCAGCUACUACUCCUCCAUCAAUCCAGCUGAUGGCCAGUGUCUGCAAGAAAAAUACAGCAACAAAUUCUCUGACUGCAACUUUGGACUGCUGGGCAAUCUGUACGCUUGUGAAGGGAAGUCUGGGAAGGUCAUUGAGGUGCGGGCCAAGAAGAGAACAGGAGGCCACAGUCUUGUGACGGCCAUGAGGAACACUCUGGAAGGUCACUACCCCGAUAAAAGCCUGGCUCUGGGAGGCACCUUCAUCAUCCAGAAAGGGAAAGCUAAAAUCCACAUCAUGCCAAGAGAGUUCUCGGUCUGCCCCCUCAACGACAACGAUGAAGUCAACAACUGGCUCAAGCACUUUGAGGUCAGCGCCCCGCUCAUCUGCCAGUCAGUGCUGGUAUCCAGAGACCCUGGUUUGGACCUCCGUGUAGAGCACACCCACUGCUUCAGCCACCACGGAGAAGGUGGCCACUACUACAUCGACACCACACCUGACAGUGUGGAGUACCUGGGCUACUUCAUGCCUGCAGAGUUUGUCUACCGCAUCGACAGGCCCAGAGAGACCCAUGGAGUGGGACGAGAUUAAAUGAUUGAUGAAUGAAUGAAUAAAUAAUGUUUGCAGCACAGCGUCUACUGAUAAUCUGGAUCAGGGGUUUCCAAAGUCUGAGACUGUGGGCCUCGAUAGUUAAGAUAGCCUAACAUUGCUUUUUGACUUAACUUCAGACUAUACCAAAUACAUAAAAAGGUCUGUCCUACGACAUUUAUUAGUUUCUGACUGGAAAGUGGGAAAAACAGUAAAAUCCUCAAACUACUGUAUCUCUGAACUAUCUCCUUGACUAAAUAACACAUUUAGGGUUUCUAUGUGAUCUUCUUUUAACUAAUUUUGCACUUCCUAUCACUGAGCCUCCCCUGAAACUCUUUGGACCCCUGGCGAGGUCCACCUUUGAAAACCUCUCUAAAUAAUCAAGCAGUGCGUGAUUUAUACAAGGUUCUAUGUAUUCUAAAACCUCACAGAAACAUCCAUUUUCCAAUGGACAUUUAUCAUUUCUGUAAAUCUUUGCUCUCAGAUCACAGCUUUACAUUUUGUAUACAUUUCUUGUAUUCAAAAUCACUACAUUUCAUAAAAACAAUAAUAAAAACAAUGUUGAAUUUG